Molecule: messenger RNA, 4284 nt
Organism: Saccharomyces cerevisiae S288C
Lineage: Eukaryota; Fungi; Ascomycota; Saccharomycetes; Saccharomycetales; Saccharomycetaceae
Gene: SRB8
Product: Srb8p
Exons: 1
Coding region: 1-4284 (1427 amino acids)
Biological process (GO): regulation of transcription by RNA polymerase II
Cellular component (GO): nucleus; mediator complex
Molecular function (GO): transcription coregulator activity
Source: RefSeq, marked reviewed
AUGAAUAACGGUUCUGGUCGAUACUUGCUGACUCCCCCAGAUGAUCUUCACCCCUAUGUGCCAAGCUCGAAACCUCAGGAACAAGUAUACCCUGAUUUCAAGCCUUGGGAGCACACUGCAGCAGAAGAUCAAAUCCUAGCAAACUUUGUGGCUAAGGGCUUUUACCAUACACCAAUGGUAAAUUUCGAGUCCAUAUCUGCGAGAUCAUCUGUUCAUGAAUCAUUAGUCACUCAAUCCAACAUUCUUUCCCAGCAAUUCGACAAAAUUAUCAAGAUUAGAGAAGACCACAUUAAUAAGAUCCCCUCAAAUUCCACGACGACAUUACACGGGCCUGGUUUUCAGUUGCCUAAUAGAAUAACCCUUACUGAUCAUAGAAAGGAAACGUGGUUGCAUGAAUUGAGUUCGUCUCACACUUCGCUGGUCAAAAUUGGCAAGUUUAUACCUCACGGCUUGAAAAGAAGGCAAGUCAUCGAGCAGUGCUAUUUAAAAUUUAUACCAUUGAAAAGGGCGAUUUGGUUGAUAAAGUGCUGCUAUUUUAUCGAAUGGAAAUCGAACCACAAAAAGAAGAGGUCAAAUGCUGCUGGGGCAGAUGAUGCCAUUUCCAUGCACCUGCUAAAGGACUGGACGGAUACCUUUGUAUACAUCCUGGAAAAGCUCAUCUUUGAUAUGACAAAUCACUAUAACGAUUCUCAACAACUGCGUACGUGGAAGAGGCAGAUUUCUUAUUUUUUAAAACUUUUGGGGAAUUGCUACUCACUAAGAUUGAUCAAUAAGGAAAUCUUUCAUCAUUGGCUUGUAGAGUUUAUAAAUAAGAUGGAAAACUUCGAAUUUUUGCCAUUAUCUUUACAUAUUUUGAUGAUUUUUUGGAACGACAUCUGCCAAAUUGAUACAAAUGCUCCUGUUGCGGCUACAAUAACAUCAAGUCAAAAAGAGCCCUUCUUUCUGGUAACAAAAAUCACUGAUAUGCUAUUGCACAAAUAUUAUAUUGUUUCCAGCAGCAAAUCAAUGAUAAAUGACGAGAACUACAUCAUCAAUGAUAUAAAGAAAAACAACAAGAUAAAGUUGAAUAUUCUCAAAAUAUUAUCCAGUUUAAUUUUGAAAAUUUUUCAAGAACAAUCUUUAGAGGUGUUUAUAUUUCCCACAUCUAACUGGGAAAUUUACAAGCCCUUACUUUUUGAAAUAGUCUCAAACGCCGACACUAAUCAAAAUUCUGAUAUGAAGAAAAAAUUAGAGUUAAUUAGUUACAGAAACGAGUCAUUGAAGAAUAAUUCUUCUAUACGAAACGUAAUAAUGUCUGCCAGCAACGCAAAUGACUUUCAAUUAACUAUCGUCACCUGUAAACAAUUUCCAAAACUAUCAUGCAUUCAAUUAAAUUGUAUAGAUACUCAGUUCACCAAGCUACUGGACGAUAACCCUACAGAAUUCGAUUGGCCCACUUACGUUGACCAAAAUCCCCUUACAAUGCAUAAAAUUAUUCAAUUAAUUCUCUGGUCCAUACAUCCAUCAAGGCAAUUUGAUCACUAUGAAUCUAAUCAACUGGUAGCGAAAUUAUUACUAUUGCGAAUAAAUUCAACAGAUGAGGAUUUGCACGAAUUCCAGAUAGAAGAUGCCAUUUGGUCAUUGGUUUUCCAAUUAGCCAAAAAUUUUUCGGCCCAAAAGAGGGUGGUAUCAUAUAUGAUGCCUUCUUUGUAUCGCCUGCUUAAUAUACUAAUUACUUAUGGCAUCAUUAAGGUCCCUACGUAUAUCAGAAAGCUAAUCAGUUCCGGCCUACUUUAUCUCCAAGAUUCCAAUGAUAAGUUUGUGCAUGUCCAGCUGUUAAUUAACUUGAAAAUUUCACCGUUGAUGAAAAGUCAAUACAAUAUGGUAUUGAGGAACGUUAUGGAAUAUGACGUUAAAUUUUAUGAAAUUUUUAAUUUCGACCAACUCGUGGAAAUCACAGAACAAAUCAAAAUGCGAAUACUCUCCAAUGAUAUAACUAAUUUGCAACUGUCGAAAACUCCUCUGAGCAUUAAAAUCAUGGUUGCAGAAUGGUACUUAUCACAUUUAUGUUCCGGUAUUUUAUCUAGUGUUAACCGCACAGUGUUGCUAAAAAUAUUCAAGAUUUUUUGUAUCGAUCUGGAGGUUUUCCACCACUUUUUUAAGUGGAUCGAGUUUAUUGUCUACCAUCAAUUGCUAAGUGAUAUAGAAUCUCUGGAGGCAUUGAUGGACAUCUUGCUAUGCUACCAAAAAUUGUUCUCACAAUUCAUUAAUGACCAUAUUCUUUUUACGAAGACGUUCAUAUUCAUUUACAAGAAAGUUUUGAAAGAAAAAGACGUGCCUGCUUAUAAUGUGACUUCAUUUAUGCCAUUCUGGAAAUUUUUUAUGAAAAACUUCCCUUUUGUUUUAAAGGUGGAUAACGAUUUAAGGAUUGAGUUACAAUCUGUUUACAAUGAUGAGAAAUUGAAAACUGAGAAGCUGAAGAAUGAUAAAUCAGAAGUCUUGAAGGUGUAUUCCAUGAUCAAUAAUUCAAACCAAGCUGUUGGACAGACUUGGAAUUUUCCCGAGGUGUUUCAAGUAAACAUCAGGUUUCUACUACACAACUCCGAGAUCAUUGAUACAAAUACAAGCAAACAGUUCCAGAAAGCACGAAACAAUGUCAUGCUUUUGAUUGCCACUAACUUGAAGGAGUACAAUAAAUUUAUGUCCAUUUUCUUGAAAAGGAAAGACUUUACUAACAAAAAUUUAAUUCAAUUGAUCUCUCUAAAACUUCUAACUUUUGAAGUGACGCAGAAUGUGUUGGGGCUCGAGUAUAUUAUUCGAUUAUUACCAAUAAACUUGGAAAAUAAUGACGGCUCAUAUGGUCUGUUUUUGAAGUAUCAUAAAGAACAAUUCAUAAAGUCAAAUUUUGAGAAAAUUUUACUUACAUGUUAUGAAUUAGAAAAAAAAUAUCAUGGCAACGAAUGUGAAAUAAAUUAUUAUGAGAUCCUAUUGAAAAUUUUAAUAACUUAUGGGUCAUCUCCCAAAUUACUUGCAACAUCUACAAAAAUCAUUAUGUUGUUAUUGAAUGAUAGCGUGGAAAACUCAUCUAAUAUUUUGGAGGAUAUUUUGUACUACUCAACUUGUCCGUCGGAAACCGAUCUUAACGAUAUUCCAUUGGGUAGUGGACAACCAGACAAUGACACUGUUGUAACCAACGAUGAUAAAAGUGACGAUGAUGAUCACACAGUCGACGAAAUUGAUCAUGUAGAAUAUUACGUUAUGAUGGACUUUGCCAAUCUUUGGGUUUUCCAAGCGUUUACCUGUUUCUGCAUCAAAAAAAUCAUGGAGAAUAAUGAGCCAGCAAUGGCAAUGGAAGACUUGAAGAACUUCAUAUUCCAAAUUAUCGAAAUAACUAAUUCUAAUGAUUUAUGUUCACAAAUAUUUGACCAACUGAAGGAUAUGCAGACCAUUGAGAUGAUAACCCAAAUAGUGGAGAAAGAUUUCUGCACUUCUUGUUUGCAAAACAACAACCAAAAGAUAGAUGAUAAUUACAUCGUUGUGGUGAUCGAGAUUAUAACGUCAUUAUCGAUGAGGUUUCAAAGAGAAACUUCUGGUAUGAUAGUUAUUUCCAUGGAGAACUAUCAUUUACUAAUAAAGAUCAUAAGACAAUUAAGUGAACUGAACGAAGGAAAUUUAUCUAAGAGAGAAAUCCAAAUAGAUGCCGUCUUGAAAAUUUUUAGCUUUCAUCAGGAUUCCAUUUUCCAACGCAUCAUCGCUGAUUUAUCAGCUGAUAAACCCACAAGUCCAUUCAUUGAUAGCAUAUGCAAGCUGUUUGAUAAAAUAUCAUUUAAUUUAAGAUUGAAGCUGUUCUUGUACGAAAUUUUGUCUUCAUUGAAAUCAUUCGCCAUCUAUUCAUCCACAAUUGAUGCCCCAGCAUUCCACACAAGCGGUAAGGUCGAACUACCGAAGAAAUUGCUGAACUUACCACCAUUCCAAGUGUCCUCUUUCGUUAAGGAAACAAAACUUCAUAGUGGCGACUACGGGGAAGAAGAAGAUGCAGACCAAGAAGAAUCGUUUAGUUUAAAUUUAGGAAUCGGCAUAGUUGAAAUAGCGCACGAAAACGAACAGAAAUGGCUCAUUUAUGACAAGAAAGAUCAUAAAUAUGUCUGCACAUUUUCCAUGGAGCCGUACCACUUCAUCUCCAACUAUAAUACCAAGUACACAGAUGACAUGGCUACAGGCAGUAAUGAUACGACUGCGUUUAACGAUUCCUGUGUAAACCUGAGUCUUUUUGAUGCUCGGUUUGAGAGGAAAAAUCCACAUUGA